AUGGCCGAAGAAGAAAAACCCGCUGUUGCCGUUGAUGCUACCAAGGCUGCUCCCUCAACAGCGGAAGCUGAUUUGACUAAAUACAAGACGGCCGCGGAUAUCGUUCACCAAGUCAUGAAGAAGCUCAUCGAGCUGUCUGUUGAAGGAGCUAAAAUCAUCGAUCUCUGUAUCGAAGGAGACAAGCUGAUUGAGCAGGGCACUGGAGCCGUGUACAACAAGGCGGUCAGGGGCGUCAAGGUUCCCAAGGGUCUUGCCUUCCCAACCUGCAUCUCAGUCAACAAUUGUGUUGCUCAUUUUUCACCGUUGGCCUUCUUGCAAGAUCGUCUUGGGCCUGACGUGUCCUUUGCGGUCCUACUUUUGUUUUUCAGCUCGGAUCCUCAAUCUGAGCAGGUCCUGGCUAAAGACGACGUGGUGAAGAUCCAUGUUGGAGCACACAUCGACGGUUUCGCCUCCAUCAGUGCUGAGACAAUCGUUGUUGGUGCAUCACCCGAAAACCCUGUUACUGGACGCCGGGCGGACGUCAUCAAGGCCGCAUGGCAUGCGGCGGAAAUCGCUAUGCGGACUGUCAAAGUCGGUAACAAAAACUGGGCAGUUACGGAAGCCGUCGCAAGUGCCGCCUCGACAUGGAACUGCAAACCUGUUGAAGGUAUGCUGUCCUGUGAACAGAAACAAAACCUCAUUGACGGCAAGAAGCGCAUCAUCCUCAACCCCAGUGAAGCUCAGAAGCGAGACUUUGAGGCUGUCACGUUUGCUGAGGGUGAAGUGUAUGGUAUUGACAUUCUCAUAUCUUCGGGUGAAGAUGGCAAGGCAAGGAUCGAAGAGUCCCGAACGACGCUCUUCCAACGCGAUUCGGCGAUCACGUAUCAACUCAAAAUGAAGACGUCUCGUGCCGUCUUCUCAGAGGUACAGAAGAAGGCUGGCGCUUUCCCAUUCAACGUCCGUGUCCUCGAGGACGAGAAACGUGCCCGAAUGGGUCUGCAGGAGGCCGUGCAACACAGUUUGGUCAAGCCAUAUGAAGUGAUCUACACUCCCGCAAAUACCUUUGUUGCUGCUUUCCACUUCACGAUUGCACUGCUGCCCGCUGGCCCCUCGCUUAUCACCCACCCACCCAUCUGGUACAAGCCUGAACUCGUCAAAACAGAGAAAGAACUCGAAGAUGAGGAGCUGAAAGCCCUUCUCUCACGGAACUUGCGAGAGAACAAGAAGAACAAGAAGAAAAAGGCAAAGGCUGAGGAGGAAGCCGCAUCGAAGGAGGAGUAA
This is a messenger RNA of Desarmillaria tabescens, 1260 nucleotides long. Its product is annotated as proliferation-associated protein 1. The record is from RefSeq and is a predicted model, not a curated record. The coding region runs from base 1 to 1260 and encodes 419 amino acids. NCBI's taxonomy places the organism in Eukaryota, Fungi, Basidiomycota, Agaricomycetes, Agaricales, Physalacriaceae. The transcript is spliced from 7 exons.